AUGUUUUCUAGACUGGCACUUUCGGGUUACGCCGUACGGUCCAGUUCUUCACGCCUUUUGGCUCCACACUGGGCUAACUACCCCAACCUCAAUGUCCGAUUCAAUUCCACUGAUGCUGGCAAAUCUGAUGUAGAGAAAUUGAAGAGUGAAACCGAUGUUAAUGACUCCAAGCAGUCUGCAGAAAUAACCGGUGUUAUGGACUACCUGAAGCUGACCGAAGUUUUGAUGUUCAUCGACAACGUAUAUCCUAGAUGGUUGACCAAGUUGAGCUAUUCUAGGUAUUUCUCGUUCCUUAAGAAGUUCCGCAACCUGUUCAAUGACGACAAGUUGAAGGACAGGGUCAACAAGUUAAUCCAAUCGGACAAGAAAACGUUACCCGUGGGUACCAAAUGCGAGGAAUUCGUGCCUUUCAGAAGAGAUGGUGGUGCUUUUGUUAAGUUUCUUGUCCCUCCAACAUCCAACUUAAAAGAACUCACAGAGACAAUUGAGCAGAAUAUUCAGGACAACAAGGCCGCAUAUGAACUGAUUGCUGGUGGUCUCUUGACACUUUUUCGUUCGUAUCCAAGGGCAUAUAGGGUGAAAGGUACACCAUGGAUCGAGGAUUUGAGCAGAUUCCCAUCGUCGCAAUUGAAGGUCAAGUUCGAUGGCAUGCCGUUGACGGAAGAAGAAUUGUAUCUUUUGUUUAGACGUUACGGUCUCAUUAUUGAUAUAAUUCCAAUUUCGUCGUCGACUCCUUAUGCUACAAUUAUAUUCAAGACUACCGAUGCCUGUAUCAGAGCUAAAAACUGUUUGACGGGAAUGGUAUUGAACGAGGGUAAAACGAGCUUGCACUUGCAGUACAUUCCAAGACAAAGUGUGAAUCAUAUCAAGGACUUCAUUGUUAAUCAUCAGCGUAUUGCAAUACCUGUGCUCCUUGCUCUUUUGGCCACUAUUGCGGUGUUCAUCUUCGAGCCUAUUAGAGAACAGUUCAUUGAGUUCAAGAUCAGACAUGUGUACUCGUUGGAUGCCCACAAGGAUAACUGGUUCGUGAAAGCAGUCUACACUCCUUAUAGAUUAGUGGUCUCUAGCAUCAACGACGGCCGUCACUUCCUUGACGAUUCCAUUGGUCUGUUGAGAGGCAAAAAGAAGGACUCACCCGAACUUGAGAAUCUAGACGCUGACAUGUUCUGGUCCGAAAGAACAGAGAAGGCAAAUCAGGUGAAAUUAUGGGUGUGUGAAAACGCCAACACCUUCAUUAUUGUCAAGGGUCCAAAGGGUUCUGGUAAGCGUGAAUUUGUUGUGGAGCAUGCCUUGCACCUCAACGAGGCAUUCCUGAAAAGAGUUCUCGAGAUUGACUGUGACACUUUAAUCAAAUCUAGAAGUGAUAAUGCCUUCUUGAAAUCAACGGCCAGCCAAUUAGGGUACUUCCCACUCUUCACUUGGACUAAUUCAAUAUCCUCGUUUGUUGAUUUGGGUUUGCAGGGGUUGACUGGACAAAAAUCAGGUUUCAGUGAGUCCAAGGAAACCCAGUUUAAGAACAUGCUUCUGUUGACACUGGUUGCCAUCAGAAAGGUUGCAUUGGCCAAUUUUGACGCUUUCAAGUGUGAGUACGAACACCAGCAACAGAAGAAGACUUCUGGAGAUUCAGUCGAUAAGUUCGUGGACAUCAAGGAAGAUGACUAUUUGCAACUGAAUCCAGAGGCUAAGCCCGUUAUUGUGAUCAACAACUUUUUGAGAAAGGCCGAGAGCAGCAACGACUUUAUCUAUAAAGGACUUGCUGAAUGGGCUGGUCAACUUAUCCAGAGCAACACUGCGCAUGUCAUUUUCAUCACGCUGGACUCAGGAAGUACACUGCAUUUGACUGCUGCGCUCCCCAACCAAGUGUUCAAGUCCAUUUCUUUGGCUGAUGCCUCACUGGCAAGUGCCAGGCAAUACGUGAGCCUGCAGCUCCAAUCGGAGAAGAAUAUCUACAACCUUGACGAAUGCUUGGAGCCCAUCGGAGGCAGAAUGCUUGAUUUACAAGCGUUUGUGAGACGUGUGAAGUCAGGAGAGAGUGCCAACGAUGCAUUAAAGGAGAUGAUUCACCAAGCUGCUGAACAAAUCACAACCUUUUUCUUGAACAUCAGUGAAAACCCUUCGGCAGGAAGUGAUGUGACUUGGAACACGGCACAGAUCUGGGCUUUGAUGAGAGUUUUAGCUAAGGAAGACUCAAUUCUGUUCGGUGAGUUGGUCAAAUCCCCAUUAUUCACGUCUAGCUAUGAUACAGUUUCCACCUUGUCUGUGUUGGAGAAGAACGAUUUAAUUGCGUUAAAGAGAGACAAAGGUAUUGUUAGCAGCAUUACCACUGGAAGACCAUUAUAUAAGGCUGCAUUUGAGGAAUUGGUAUCGGACGAGAAAGUGUUCAAGGUUUAUGAGACAUAUUUCUACAACGCACUUAUUAAGUUGGAAAAUGCAAAGAUCGCUAAGUUGGAAGACGAAAUUGCAAAGAUAGGUGGACUCUCAGAUCUCAAGUUAAUGAAGGAAAGAUUGGAGUAUGUGGCUAAAAAGAUUUCUGCAUCCACCGACAAGGUUCUGGGUUACGAGCAGCAAGUUAAGGAGAUUCAGAACAUGAGUUCCCAACCAAAGAAGACCGGAUUGUUUGGUUUCUAA
Messenger RNA from Sungouiella intermedia, 2628 nucleotides. NCBI's taxonomy places the organism in Eukaryota, Fungi, Ascomycota, Pichiomycetes, Serinales, Metschnikowiaceae. The record is from the annotation of a GenBank genome assembly.